This is a messenger RNA of Mytilus californianus (California mussel), 1341 nucleotides long. Its product is annotated as serine/arginine-rich splicing factor 6-like. The transcript has 10 exons. Bases 104 to 967 code for a protein of 287 amino acids. NCBI's taxonomy places the organism in Eukaryota, Metazoa, Mollusca, Bivalvia, Mytilida, Mytilidae. Gene Ontology annotation, molecular function: mRNA binding. Gene Ontology annotation, cellular component: cytoplasm; nucleus; ribonucleoprotein complex. Gene Ontology annotation, biological process: mRNA splice site recognition; alternative mRNA splicing, via spliceosome. The record is from RefSeq and is a predicted model, not a curated record.
CUCUUUAAACAACAACUGGUUCAAAGUAUUUUAAGUUAAAGCUCUUAUACGAUACUGAAUUUGGAAAAUGCUGUAAAGAUCCUUAGGAGACACUCAAUUCAAAAUGGGAACAAGAGUAUAUCUUGGGAGACUGUCACAUCAUGCAAGAGAAAAGGAUGUUGAAAGAUUUUUUAAAGGCUAUGGAAAAAUAAGAGAUGUCAUGUUGAAGAAUGGUUAUGGUUUUGUUGAAUUUGAAGACUACAGGGAUGCAGAUGAUGCUAUAUAUGAAUUAAAUGGGAAAGAUUUGUGUGGAGAAAGAUGUACUGUUGAGCAUGCUCGUGGAGCUCCCCGAGGUGAUGAUAGACGUGAUGGUGGUAGAGAUAGGGGGUUUAGGGACUAUCCUCCAGCACGUAGUCGACGAGGAGGAAGAGAUAAUUAUAGAAGGGGCUUCGGACAGAACAACAGUGCUGACAGAAGGGGCUAUGGACAGAACAACAAUAGUGCUGAAAGGUAUGGACCGCCCACAAGAACGGAGAACAGAUUAAUUGUAGAAAACCUUUCAUCCAGAGUAAGCUGGCAGGAUUUGAAAGACUAUAUGAGACAGGCAGGAGAAGUCACAUAUGCUGAUGCCCACAAGCAGCACAAAAAUGAAGGUGUUGUUGAAUUUUCCUCAUACUCGGAUAUGAAGGCAGCUUUGGAUAAAUUAGACAAUACAGAAAUCAAUGGUAGAAAAAUCAAGUUGGUAGAAGACAGACCAAAAAGUAGUAGUAGAAGCAGUAGGAGGAGGUCAAGAUCUCCAAGUAGAAGCAGAUCCAGGUCAAGAGGAAGAAGGUCGAGAAGUGCAAGCAGGAGCCGCAGCAGGAGUAAAAGUUCAAGAAGCAGAAGUCGUAGUAGAAGUAGAAGUAAAUCCAGAAGUCCCAGUGUAGACCGUAAGGAGGCUUCAAAGUCACGAUCAAAAUCCCCAGAAGAGAAUGGAGAUAAAGAUUGAAAUUUGGGAAUGGUUUGAUCAUCUAUUGAUAUUUUCAUCAUCUACUCAUAAAUUGCCAAUAAACUAUAUGAACAAAUGUGAAUUAUUUAGUACAUAAGGGAUUAGUAGUCAAUGGCACACUACAGCAUUUGCUAGAUAAAUGCUGCUUUGUAGUGAUGUAACAAUGUAAACUUUCUGACAGUUUCUACAGCAUGAUGUAUCACAAACCAUUCUUUUUAUUUUUAAUGUUGUUUUUUUUUUUUAAGGCAAUGACAAUGUAAGGGAAAUAUCAUUGUAAAUAUCUUAUAAACUUUAUUAUACUGUAUUGAUCACGUGUGAAUAAAUGUCAUUCAAAAUGUUCAUUAUGAAGAAAAUAAAAAAAUUGCAAACUAUAA